Messenger RNA from Homo sapiens (human), 5610 nucleotides. It is a transcript of the gene SLC10A7, whose product is annotated as solute carrier family 10 member 7. Lineage: Eukaryota; Metazoa; Chordata; Mammalia; Primates; Hominidae. The record is from RefSeq and is a predicted model, not a curated record. The transcript has 6 exons. The coding region runs from base 224 to 715 and encodes 163 amino acids. Gene Ontology annotation, cellular component: Golgi membrane; plasma membrane; endoplasmic reticulum membrane. Gene Ontology annotation, biological process: heparin proteoglycan biosynthetic process; bone development.
GCUCAGUGAGACUUUCCUGUCACUGGCUACUACUACUCCCAACCCUCCUCAAAGCCGCCGGAGCAACCCCCAGGUCUUUACUUUACAAUCGGCAAUUUGACUUGCUCUGCUGCAUGUCUGGAGGGACCAAGGAAAGUGUGGAGACGCUCCAAGGAUUAGGUGAUCGGAGCUUGAAAAGAAAAAAAGCCAAACAAAUAAACAAAACCCACCCACCCUAACAAAUAUGAGGCUGCUGGAGAGAAUGAGGAAAGACUGGUUCAUGGUCGGAAUAGUGCUGGCGAUCGCUGGAGCUAAACUGGAGCCGUCCAUAGGGGUGAAUGGGGGACCACUGAAGCCAGAAAUAACUGUAUCCUACAUUGCUGUUGCAACAAUAUUCUUUAACAGUGGACUAUCAUUGAAAACAGAGGAGCUGACCAGUGCUUUGGUGCAUCUAAAACUGCAUCUUUUUAUUCAGAUCUUUACUCUUGCAUUCUUCCCAGCAACAAUAUGGCUUUUUCUUCAGCUUUUAUCAAUCACACCCAUCAACGAAUGGCUUUUAAAAGGUUUGCAGACAGUAGGUUGCAUGCCUCCGCCUGUGUCUUCUGCAGUGAUUUUAACCAAGGCAGUUGGUGGAAAUGAGGCAGCUGCAAUAUUUAAUUCAGCCUUUGGAAGUUUUUUGAUGGACAGAGUGAAGAUAAAAGACAACUGUAGAGAUAACAGCGUACUUCACAGCUGACUGAAGCAGGUGUUAGAAAUGCAGAUGAAGUGUAUUGACUAAAGACUAUACAAAUUCGAAGUGAAAAUGCCACUGGUCUGCAUGCAGUGUUCUGCACAUAUGAAGUUUCAGGUAGUUAAAUUAUUCAUUUUAUUGUGUGAAAUAGUUGAGGAGUUAGGGAAAAGGUGCCUUUUACAUUUAAACUGUUAUUUCCCUUCUUCCUUUCAUCUGCACUUGACAAGCAAAACGAGCUUCAUUAUGUAAGUUUUAUUCCAGCAAAUGCAUGACUUACAUCUCUAUAUUUUAAAAAGUACACCAAGAAACAGAUCACCUAUAGGCUUCAGUGACAGUAUAAAACAAGAGAAACUAAAAAUUAUUUUUCUUCUUCACUUUUAAUAUAAUGAAAACACUAAAGACGAAUGUGAAAGUAGCUAUUUAAUCAUCAUUGCUAUCACCCUCACCAUGAAUUAUUUUUCAAGUGCCUAUAUGUACAUUACUCUCCUUCAAACAUUAGUAUUAAUUGUAUACAUUAGUAACACUAAUACUACAUUAAUACUAAUUGUAAACAUUAGUAUUAAUUAGCAUACACCUCCUUCAAACAUUAGUAUUAAUUGUAUGGGUUAGAAGAGUUUAAAAAAUAAGCCAUUCCUUCUGUCUUAUAAUUCAAAAGUCCUGAGUAUUUUAUUUAAAGACAAAACAGAUAUUUAAAAAUAUUUAAUAUGGAAUUUUAAAGCAGAGUCUUAUUUUAAGGGAAAUGUCACAAUUCCUGGAAUUAUUUCUUGUCUUAUUUGGCUCAUUUUGUUUUUCCAUCUCAUAGUCUGGCUGACUUUGCUAUAGGGCACCACGGUGGUCUGUAGAGGUUGACAUGAGUAUAAAAAUACCUGCUUUUGGGAAACUCAGAUGACUUCAAGACACUUAAGGAAGUUUGACACAUAUUUAAAAGGAAAACAGAAGCAAUCCUCAUUUUAAAGGUGAAGAAGGCCGGGCAAGGUGGCUUACACCUGUAAUCCCAGUACUUUGGGAGUCCAGAGCAGGUGAAUCAUCUGAGUCAGGAGUUCGAAACCAGCCUGGCCAAAAUGGUGAAACCCCAUCUUUACUAAAAAAAACAGUACAAAAAUUAGCCAGGCGUGGUGGCUCAUGUAAUUCCAAUUACUCGGGAGGUUGAGGCAGGAGAAUUGCUUGAACUGGAGAGGCGGAGGUUGCAGUGAGCCGAGAUCAUGCCAUUGCACUCCAGCCUGGGUGACAGAGCAAGACUCUGUCUCAAAAUAAAUACAUAAAUAAAGGUGAAGAAACUAUGAACAAGAUAUGCCUUAAAAGAUCUUUUAAAACAAUCUUCAUUAAGAUUCAAGGUUAUGGAACUACUGAAAUUUUGACUCAAUGUACAAGUGUGUAGGUUUAAAAUAUUUUUCUUUUGGCUCUUAGGACAAAGGGCUUCAGAAUCCAACAGGCUUGGAUUGUAAUCCAUGCUUGGAUGAAUGCUAGUUUAUCCAUCCUUGAUAAACUAGGUAACUUUGGACAACUUAUUAGCCUUGAUCCAAAUUUCUCUAAAUGUAAAAUGAGGAUAAUAAUAAUACCUAUUCUUAGGGAUCUUUGUGAUAUUAAAUUUAAAACAGUCGGCCUGGCUCAUUGUAGGAAGUCUAUGUGUGUCUACUUUCCUUUUUAUUAGAGCAGUAGCUUUCCUUGCCUAAAAUCCUGCCUGUGCUAUAUUCUCAUUUUAAUUUAAUAGGACCAUUUUAAAAGCUGUAGAGCUGCAUUUGAGUGUUGAUAUAGACUUUUUGUCAGUUUUAGUUGGCUUUGUAGUUUGAGAUUUGGGGAAGAGUUUUGAGAUAUAUUGUCUUUAAUUGGCAGACUGAUAUAGGGAGGAAAUUAUUAGAUUUGGGAUCAGAAUAUCUUAGUUUAUUUCCUGACUAUUAAUACUAAUGUUAGAACUGUAGACAAAUCAUCUAACUUAUUAGGCCUCUAUGUUCUCAUCUAUAUAGUGGAGAAAAAUAAUACUACCUUACCUUUCUAACCUUGUUGGAUUACUGUGAGAAUCAGAUGAUAUAAUGUGUGAGAGAUACUUUGUGAUUAUUAAAUGUCCUUAAAAACUAAGUAAACUAUUAACAUCUGCAAUUUAUCAUUAUUGAAUAUAUCAUGUGUGUCUCCUUCCCAUUGGAAGGUACAAUUAUGCUAUGAAAUGUUAAGAUUAAUUGCUUAUUUCCACAGCAAAGGAUAUCACUUUUUGUGAUCACUUACUAGUAAAUUAAGCCAAAUAAUUUGCUAACUCAGUUAUGAAAUUGAUCCCAUUAAAAGUAAACACAUAACUAUCCAACACAGCAUUAAUUCUACCAUAUACAUUUAUAGCUUAAAAAUUUAUGUAAUAUAUAGGACAACGGCUCUAUUUCUCACGUUCUUGAUUAGUUACCACAGCAUGGCUUAACCCAGCAUAAAAUAACUCUUGGUUCUUAUCAGUUCACAGAUGUGCUAUUCCCCGAUUUUAAAAUUAAGGUAUAAUUUACAUAGAGUAAAAUUCAUCCUUUUUUAGUAUACAGUUCUGUAAGUUUUGAUAAUUGUUUAAUAUAUAAUGACCACUAUAAUCAAGAUGUAGAACAUUCCAUCACCCCCAAAGUUUCCCUGUGCCCUUUUGUAGGCAAUGCCUCUAUCCCCCUCCCUCCCAGCCCUUGGCAACCACUGAUCUGUUUUUUUAUCCCUUUAGUUUUGCCUUUUCCAGAACACCCUAUACAUUGAAUCAUACAAUAUGUACUUUUUUGAGUUUGACAGUGUGGCUUUUUUUUUUUUUGAUGUGCCAUAUUCAAUAGCAUUUUUUUUCUAUUUGGAAGCAAAAGUGUUAUUGCACUUACUUUUUAGAAGAGAUUUCCAAAGUUGCAUUUUUUUUGGAGUGUGCUUUUUAUUUACUGAGAAACACUGGUUGAUGUUUUUGACUUCUAUGUUUAUAGAUAGCUUGAGAGUACCUAAGUAUUCCCAAGCCUUUGCCUAUACAUACCCAUUAAAAAAUUUCUCCUUCUAUGUUUCCUAUAUAUUGCAAACAAAGUUAAAUUACCUUUCAGAAUAUCUGAAAUAUAUUUGUUCCCCCAUUUUCGGUUCAGAGUUUUUGUUUUUUAAUAACUAUAACCCUUGAAUGUGUGAAUUUACUAUGCCUCUUGGAAUUUCCACUUAGCUGCUGGAUUAACAACCAGUACUGCCAUAAUAUGUUGAAAUUUCUAGGAGGCUGAAAUUCUGAGCCAUGAAGAAUGCAAUAGAAAUGAUUAACAUUAAAGCUGAUGUCACCCCACUAAGGCUUAAAGUGGUAUAGAUAUUAAUAGAUAAUAAAGCAUUAGAUAAUCUGAGAACAAGAGGGUUGAUAUUCCUACAAAGCUGAGAAUUAAAGGAUGCUUCAGAGAAAAAAAAUUGACUUAAAAUAUUCCCUCCAUUAGUGUCCACCAGUCAACUUUAUAUUGUUGAACAUCAGGCCCAAGAUCAACAAUUGUCUACUUCCCAUUUUCGAAGUAGUCAGUUGUUGGCCUUGAGUCUGAUGUUCAACAAUAUAAAGUCUCAAGCUCUUUCCAUCUCUCUGCUCCAUUAUUCUUAGCUGUUGGUAUUUUUUUUGUUUUGUUUUGUUUUGUUUUGUUUUUUGAGACACAGUCUUGCUCUGUCACUCCAGGGUUCAAGCAGUUCUUGUGUCUCACCCUCCCAAGUAGCCGGGACUAUAGGUGUGCACCACCACGCCCAGCUAAUUUUUUGUAUUUUAGUAGAGACAGAGUUUCACCAUGUUGCCCCCAGGGUGGUCUCAAACUCCUGAGCUCAGGCAAUCUGCCUGCCUCAUCCUCCCAAAAUGCUAAGAUCAUAGCUGUGAGCCACCGUGCCUGGCUAGCUGUUGGUCUUUUAUCCUCAUGCUUUGUUACUUCAUGGUAGUGAGAUGGCUGUUGAGGUUUUAGGCAUUGUAUUUUUGUUCGAGGUAGGAAGAAAGGGAAAAGGCACCGCUGAUAUGCUAUCCUGUUAUUUCUGUCCUUUUAUAUGUUAGAACAAGCAUUUCCAGGAGGCUCUCAGCUGACUUUCCCUAAUGUUGCAUUGGCCAGAACUGGAUUACUGCUAGCUGUAAGGAGAGGAGAGAAAUUGAGUAUCUAUCCAAGGGAACAGAAUUUGGCUUAGAAACGUGCUUCCUGACUGACGUUUUUCCCUUUAUGGCACGUGUAGGAAAUGAUAACAUUUGUUGUACAUCCUGAGGGUGAACAGAAUGCUUCUGCUAAUCUAGGCCCAGUCCUUCUGCCCUGAGAGUUAAGGGGAAUCAAUAUCUCGGCUAUCUGUCAUGUAUUUGAGGCACAUAUUACUUGGAAAUGUGACUGGUUUAGACUAACUAGACUAACAGUGAGUCAUAUCCUAGAUUGGGCAUAUUGUUGUCCCAAAGAAAACAGGGUUCUGUUAACAUAUAAGAGGGUGGGAAUGGCUAUAAAGUAGGCAGUUAAUAGUCUGGCACAGUAGCUGUUUGUUUAAAGAUUAUCUUCAAUUUUAGAAUAUGCUGUAUCUGGAUUUGAAUAAAUACGUAUUUGUUACUCUCAGAAGUCACCUUUUCCCCCUUUAAUAAUGAAACUUCUGGAAUGUGGGGGAAAUGGUUGUUCAGUGUAUAUAAAGUUUUAAUUAUCUGCUAAAGUUCUAGAAAUCUUUUGUACAACAUAAUGCCUAUGCUUGAUAAUACAGUAUUGUGUACUUCAGAAUUUGUAAAGAGCGUAGAUCUCAUGUUACAUGUUCUUAUUACAAAGAGCAACAAUGGGAUACAAGGAAACACUGAGAAAUAUUGCAUGUGUCCGUUAACUUGAUUGUGGUGAUGGUAUCAUGGGUGUUUUCAAUGUUCAAACUCAUAAAAUUGUACACAUUAAAUAUAUGCAGUUAUUUGUAUAUCAAUUAUACCUCAAUAAAACUGCUUAAAUAUUGUGAAAGAG